GUGAUGUUUAAUACAGCCGCUGCGAAUACACUGUCCAUUUUUAAUGAAGUGUACAUAAGAUCUUUUCGUACAUAUGCACAAAUAACUUUAAUAUACAUAAAUUAACUUCUACUUUCCAUUUCGUAUAAUUCUUAUAAGUAUCCUCCAGUCGCAAAAUAUGAAAUCCAUUUUUUGUCAGUUGCAGUAGUGGUGAAUCAAAGAAUAACAGGUAGGAUCAUCGAAACUAAGUGUACAAUGUAUUUGCAUGAUAUCAUUCAAUUGUUCAAUACACAUAUAUUUUAAUUAGUCAAUGUAUACUUUUAAUUAGUAACAUAACCAUUCUGUAAACCUCAUCUUAUGAAGACACUAAAAAAUUAUCGUGAAUGAUUCAUACAAAUGUUUAAACAUGAUUGGAACGUCACGAUAUCUUUUACAGCCUAUUGGGAGAUGCAUUUCACGCCGAUUUUACAGAAGCAUUUCAAAUAUGCCGAUCGAUGACGAAAAAGCAAAAUAUGCAAAAGACACAGGAAGUGAACAAAAGUCAGAAACCGAGACCGCCGCUAAGUCUGAAUUUAAAGAUUACGAUUCCUUUCUGCCAGAUCGCAAAGGCGACAUAAAAGUUUGCAUGAUUGGUGGAAGUGACUCGUUAAUUUACGCGGCCGUUCUUUUGAAACAAUCACGCCUGAUAAAAAGAAUACAUGUAGUAGACACAAAAGGUUCGUUUGCUAAUGCAGUUUUGGAUGCUAACCACAUCGAUACGUCGCCUCGUAUAAAAUGUUACAAGAAAAAUCAUUUGAAGCACGCCCUCAAAGAAAUAAAUAUUAUCGCGUUGAUGGAUGAGAUAAAUUUUAAAUUUGACCUGAGUCCUGCCGCUCAAUUUGAAGCUGUAUCGGCGUACGUGUGCGAGAUGGCUGAACAAAUAGCACAAUUGAGCUCAGAAUCUUUAGUAGCCGUUUUUGUACGACCAGUCACGUUCACGCUUCCCAUUGUUUCGGAAAUUUAUAAGCUCGCAGGAUGGUGGGACCCAGACAGAAUUAUUGGUUCCAUCGCGCUCGAUCGUAUGCGAAUGGAAGCAAUAACAGCAAAUUUAAUGGAUUUAAAUCCUGCUUUUCUAUCGGUGCCGAUGGUUGGCGGAGCAGAUACGAAUACUGUCGUUCCUCUUUUGUCACGCGCCACACCGAUCAAUCGGUUCACGAAUGCGCAACAAAAUAUGCUGUUGCAGUCAUUGCGUAAUGCGGACAGAGAGAUGGUAAAUAUCGAGUCCAAAGGACCAACGUUGUCCGAUGGUGCAGCCGCCGUUAAAUUAAUUCUCGCACUCGCUGGUGGACUUAGCGGAUACAAAAAUAUUAUUUCCUCUGCUUACGUGCGAUCGAACGUUAUGCCUGUAUGCCGAUAUUUUACGAGUGAAUUGCAAUUUGGUCCAGGCGGGGUGCAAAAAAAUUUCGGUUUACCUAAAAUGUCAGCUUCGGAAGUAAUGCAUGUCGAACAAUCGAUUCCUCUUAUCAACGAGUACAUUAGCCUCGCAACGAAAGCAAUUCAUUAUAAUAGGCAUAUCACGCUGAAAAAUGUAUGAAUUAAUCCUAUCUGAAAAUGACUAAUCUUUUAUUAGAAGUCAAUGACACAAUAAAAUUAACAGCUAUUGAAUACAUAUUCAUCAUAAUAUUAACGUAAAUUUGGUUUAAAAGAAAGUCCACUGUGUUUAUCGUUGCAAAUAUAUUCGCUACCUUUUCCAUAUUCAAUAAAAAUAAUGCGGACGUAUUGAUCAAGUCAUCGAGUCAAUGCGUCAUCAGUCCUAUUUAUACGUGGGUUUUUUAAAUAGUUAUGGAUUAAAUAUACCGGAUUAUAGGGAUUAUCUUUAUAAAUAUGAUAUAUCGUUUUCAAUUAAAUGUAAAUAUAUAUAAUGCAAUUGUAGCGUUCAUUAUUUUAUAUUUCUUAUCGUCGAGAGGGAAUAAGCGCUCGUUUAUACCAGUUUAUACAAAAUCGUAUUUCUACAGUAUGUGUCAUCGCUUACACUUCAGUUUGAUUUGCAGUUUCAAACAGGACGGUUAUUUUAAUUCUCCCUAAACUCCGAUGAGCAAAAAUAAAAAGUAUAAUUGACGUAGCUCAACUGUACGUUGUUUUAAUUAUAGAUAAUGCUAUGUUUUAUUUGAAUUAAAGAAGACAAAUGAAAACGAUUCUCGACAUCUGUUGAUUCAAUACGUGUUGUACAUAGUGCGGAGUGCGGAUCUGCGUAUAUUGUGCGAGCGAAAAUGUAAUGUUCAUAUUAUCUAAAAGUGAUGACGAAUUAUUUAGUGUUACUGCACAAUGAAUGUUUAUAGACGAUUAGAUCUAUAAAUAUCGGAACAAAACUUGGAGGGAUUUAAAUUUGGGUCGAGUGCACGUAGAUACCGUUGAAUACCGCCCGGCUAGGCUAUUUUAAAAUUGCACGAAUCUCUUAUUUUGAAAUCUUACGUAUCAACUACUUUACCUACGUUGAUUGAACGGCUUGUUGUUCAGUUGGAAAAGUGAUUAAAAUUUCAACAACAUGGGAAUGAUAUUGUCGAAAUUUCGU
This is a messenger RNA of Ceratina calcarata, 2530 nucleotides long. Its product is annotated as putative malate dehydrogenase, mitochondrial. Gene Ontology annotation, cellular component: mitochondrion; cytoplasm. Bases 386 to 1552 code for a protein of 388 amino acids. Lineage: Eukaryota; Metazoa; Arthropoda; Insecta; Hymenoptera; Apidae. The transcript has 3 exons. Gene Ontology annotation, molecular function: L-malate dehydrogenase (NAD+) activity. Gene Ontology annotation, biological process: tricarboxylic acid cycle. The record is from RefSeq and is a predicted model, not a curated record.